This is a messenger RNA of Anopheles stephensi (Asian malaria mosquito), 2136 nucleotides long. RefSeq names its product neurogenic locus notch homolog protein 3-like. Bases 535 to 1794 code for a protein of 419 amino acids. Lineage: Eukaryota; Metazoa; Arthropoda; Insecta; Diptera; Culicidae. The record is from RefSeq and is a predicted model, not a curated record. The transcript is spliced from 8 exons.
CAUCGUGGUCGUUGGUCGAGUUUGUUAGUCAACGAUCGCCACCCCAUCGUCCCAGUUCUGUGCGGGGGUUGAUCAUUUGCUACCCCCACCGUUCAACCGAGUUCAAAUGUGGCCACCGCUUACCGGGCUGACAUGGGCAUGCCAGCUCAGUGUGGUAGUGUGGUGUCGUUUAAUUGUUUUCGGUUGUUGACGAUUUGCAUGCGGAUCGCAACGCGAGUGACAAGAAGCGAUGCUGUGGAGCGGUAGUAUCCUCCCCAAGAUACUACCACGAAACAAGCGAUGACCACCCGGUUUGGUAGUCGUAGUGCGAGGCCGAUUUUUAUAUAUACCUCCACUAUGGGUGGACCUCGAUCAGUUGGUUGACAAUCGUUAAUCGAACCGAUCGAACGCUGAAGUGUGUAGUCCACCGUCGCGCUGUGGGCGAACCUCUGGUGUAAAUUGUGUGUUUUUUGUUAAUCGUAGCGUGUUCGUAAAACAAUCGUUGCUGUGGACGAUUAUUGUGCAGCUAGCGCGCUUCAACACAGGUCGUUCACAAUGCAUCCGGCGGUACCAUUCCGGCUACAGUCGGCGAGUCCUUCCCCGGUGGUCCGGUUGCUGCUGGCGUUGCUGGUGUUCGGAAACGUUUGGCUCGCCGCCGUAGGGCAAGGAUGUUCGCGCAAUCCGUGCGGUGUAGGCGCCACGUGUCAGGAGACGGCCGGUGGACGCCCCGUUUGUUCCUGCCCCGCCGGCUACAGUGGCAAUCCGCUGGUUCAGUGCCGUCGGGCCGAAUGCCUCGAUCAUUCGGAAUGUCGGGGUGAUCAGGCCUGCCGUAACGGGAACUGCGUCAAUCCGUGUGCGGGCGUAUGCGGAAUCAAUGCCAACUGUGAAGUACGGAACCACGUGCCAGUGUGCAGCUGUCCCCGGGGCCGAACGGGAGAUCCGUUCAGUAGCUGCCGUUUGCAGGACCCCGAGGAGCUGUGCCGUCCUAGCCCGUGCGGAUCGAACACCAAGUGUGACGUGAUCAACGGUGUCCCGACCUGUUCCUGUUUGCCGGGAUACAUCGGUUCUCCCCUGUCUGGCUGUCGGCAUGAGUGUGAGUCGGAUGUGGAGUGUAGCUCCAACCAGUACUGCAGCCAGUUCAAGUGCGUCAACGGAUGCAACCAGUGCGGCAAGGGUGCGACCUGUGCCCGGGUGACGAACCAUCGGGCUGUCUGCGAAUGUCCCAAGGGAUACAUCGGUAGUCCGUUCGCCGAAUGCCGACCAGAAUGCUUCGGCGAUCGUGACUGUCCCGCCGGUCGUCCGGCCUGUAUCUAUGGCAUUUGCAAAAAUCCCUGCGAAGGUGCGUGCGGUGUGAAUGCGGACUGUAAUCUGCGCGGUUUGACACCGGUGUGUAGCUGUCCGCGGGAUAUGACCGGCGAUCCGUUUAUCAGCUGCCGUCCGUUCACGAAGGAGGAUCUGUGCAGUCCGAACCCAUGUGGAACGAAUGCGGUGUGUACGCCCGGAUACGAUCGUAGCAAUCAGGAACGGCCGGUAUGCACCUGUCCACCCGGUUACACCGGAAACGCUCUGACUAGCUGUGUGCGGGGUGAAUGCCAAAGUGAUGGAGAGUGUGCCGAUCAUAAGGCUUGCAUCGCGUACCAGUGUGUGGAUCCUUGCGUUGGGCAGUGUGGCGUUGGUGCCCAAUGCCAAGCGAAGCGCCAUCUCGCCGUCUGUACCUGCCCGGCGGGAACACAGGGUGAUGCGCUCGUAUCGUGCCGUACCGCUCGGAACUAUCCGGUUGCCCGCUAUAACAAGAAGCGCAAUGCAGUUCCCUAAUGUGCCCUUGUUCGAAGCUAUACGUACAUCUUAAACCAUUAAAUCGAUACACUGGAAGCCGCCAUCACAAACACCUCAACUAGUCGUCGUGAAGAAGCGAUCGAAUGCUUCAUCCUUAACUUAUUGAAUCUUUUCACGUGCUUUUCUCUGCACUCGAUAGCUUAACUGCUUGCGAAUAGGUUAGGUGGUAACGGCCGAUAGCGAGACAGACGAUCGGCGAACGAUAAUCAGUAACAAACAGUGCGAUGGAACCGUUUGAAACGCAUCCAAAUUAAAAAUGUCUUCGACUUUUCUUUUGUAAUCCUACAUGAUUUAAAUAAAACAAAACACCAUUUUCUAAGA